AUUUUGGAGGGAAACUUCAGUCGCUUCGCAUCGGCCGCCGAGACGCUGCGUCCCCAGAUUUCCUCCUCCGAAAACCCCUUUCGAGCCGAGUUGAGAGAUCGAGAGCAAGAUGAAGUGGCAACUCGCUGGCUUCUUCGGCCUGCUGUUGGCGGUGGCGUUUCUGAAAGGUCACGUGGAUGUGAAAGGAUAUGCAAAAUCUUUAGCGACAAGAAUUUCGGGUGCUUCGACCUUGGCGAUGGCAUAUAUCCCAGACUUGAAGGAUUCAGAGACAUCAGACAGCGAGGAUUCGGAGAUGUCAGAAACCGAGAUUUCAGAGACGUCAGAAACCGAGAUUUCAGAGACGUCAGAAACCGAGAUUUCAGAGACGUCAGAAACCGAGAUUUCAGAGACUUCAGAAACCGAGAUUUCAGAGACGUCAGAAAUCGAGGAUUUAGAGACUUCAGAAACUGAGGAUUCAGACGCGUUAGAUGAAGAUGGAUGGGAGAUAUCACACAUCGAGGACUCGGAGGCGGCAGCUUACGGAGACUCAGGGCCUUUAGACUUAACACAAAAGCUUAUGGACUCUGCUAAGAGGAAAGCAGGGCAACGCAGGACCACGGGCAGUAUGUAUUGUCUCUCCGAAGACGCUAAUCCUUACACGGGCUUCGCUACCAUGACUCCAUACAGGAUCGCCUCCACGCCCUUGAAGGCGGACGAUGUUAUUCCGAGAGGAUGUAAGCCAGUGCAGAUAUGGCACCUGAUUCGCCACGGAAGCCACGGUGCUCACAGGAACGACUACAUAAAGUUUGAAGAUGAGUUGCCAUUUCUUAGGAGAAAGAUCUUCCGAGCUCGCGCGCAUUGGAAGGGGAAUCUCUGUGACAAAGACCUGAAAUUAAUUAGGCUCUGGAAAGUGUCUAAGAUGAUGAGCAAGACAGGUACUCUUUCUGUGGAAGGUAUGGAAGAAAUUGCCGGUUUAGCUGACCGGUUCAAGUCCGUUUUCCCAGGUCUUCUUGAAAAAAAAUUCUCAGCUAAGCUACAUCCCGGAGCUGGUAAUAAGAUUGCCUUCGGUACCGGCCGCCAGAACCAGCAGAGCGCCGUCGCCUAUGUUUCUAGCAUGUACGGCCCCUUCGCGCGGUUCGUCCCCGUAGGCUCAAUACCAUCGAGGGAUCUGCAGUUCUACGACUACUGUAGAAACUACAUUGAAGGUGUAUUGAACAUGCACAAGAAGUUGAAGCCGUACCACAACUUCAUGUCAGGGAGCAUCAUGAAUUCUGUUCUUCGAAGAGUGUCCGAACGUCUUGGAUUUCCGGUAACCGUGGCCAAUGUUCGUGUGAUGUACAACGCAUGUCGGUACUACUAUGCGUGGUACAAAAAUAUUGUGUCGCCCUGGUGCACUGUCUUCACCCCGAUGGAUCUGAAGGUGCUGGAAUACUGGGAAGACCUAAGGGUAUAUCACGAUCAAGGCCACCGCUUCGAGAUCAGCUCAAAGCAAGCCUGCGUUCUUGGCAAAGACGUGAUGGAUCAGUUCCGAAAUCGAGUGGAAAACGGCAGUACGGAACUCUACGCCGCCUCGUAUUUCGUCAAUCCGGAGGCUUUGGUAACGUUCAUUACCUUACUGGGGCUGUUCAAUGAUGAGGAGCCCAUAACUGAGUUUUACAUCCCCUCGUCCCGCUUGUGGAAAACAUCCCAGUUUGCUGGUUUCGGCAGCAACUUGGCCAUCUUGCUCUCUUUGUGUGCUGAUGACAGCUUUUGGGUGAGCGCUCUCCUCAACGAGAAACCAGUUCAACUACCGGGAUGUGACAGCAGCCUGGGUUGUCCUUGGAAUAAUUUCAGUCAAUACUACGACUACCUAAGUGACUGCAACUUCGAUGAGCUUUGUGGAAGCUUUUCGAGUCUGCUGACGCAGAGUCGCCACUGGUAUGCUCUCUACAUGAAUGAACAAUGGAUGUAGAAAACUCAGCAGAUGAAUGCAGCUUUUAUUUUCAUCGUCCUUUCAGACCAGAAAUGCAUCACUUAUGUGUUUAGUCCUACAUUUUCAUUUAUUUCAAGAGAAAGGAUUUAAGAAGGAAGAAUUUUGGAGGAAAUUUGUAUAUUGUUUGUGAACUUACCGGAUGUAUGGAAAACAUGUAUGAUUUCAAUUCAACAUUAGAGUGAACUAAAUUCA
Messenger RNA from Penaeus monodon (black tiger shrimp), 2143 nucleotides. Its product is annotated as multiple inositol polyphosphate phosphatase 1-like. NCBI's taxonomy places the organism in Eukaryota, Metazoa, Arthropoda, Malacostraca, Decapoda, Penaeidae. The record is from RefSeq and is a predicted model, not a curated record. The transcript is spliced from 12 exons. Bases 110 to 1930 code for a protein of 606 amino acids. Gene Ontology annotation, molecular function: inositol phosphate phosphatase activity; acid phosphatase activity.